CUUCCUAGUUCCGGUUCCGGCUCCCGUCGGCCGCGCCACCCUCGGGAAGGUCGCGCAGGGCGGACGAGUGGCCGCUUCGUCUUGCCCCUAUCAUGUUUUCCACCGGUGUCCGCCGCUUCGCUACCUCCGCCAUCCGCCGCAGCCACUAUGAGGAGGGGCCCGGGAAGAACCUCCCGUUCUCUGUGGACAACAAGUGGCGGCUGCUGGCAAUGAUGUGCGCGUUCUUUGGGAGUGGGUUUGGUGCCCCUUUCUUCAUAGUCAGACACCAGCUCCUGAAGAAAUGAAGAGGACAGGCUGUAGCUGCACUAGCUGGUCCAGGUGCUGAAGUGUUGUGGUCUGCAGUUGCAUAAUAAUAAAUGAAACAGUGAGCAGGUGGAAGUUUGUGUCACAGAGCUGCUGCACUCGGUGGUUUGUGACCUUUGCCUCCCUCUAAGAGGCCACUCCUCUCUGCAUGCAGUUUCUGACUGUAACAAAAACCAUGCCUGCUUCCUCCCCUGAGGAGGUGAAAAGGUGCACCUGGUGUGACCUGUGGGAGUCACUGGCACGUGUGAUGUGACAGAACAGGAUGAGAAACUGUGAUGCUGUAAACGCUUUCUGAUGUGCCAGACAAAGGUCAGGGGAAAAUUGCAUUUUCCUGAACCUCUAUCAAAGCAGUCUCACCAUCUAUGUUGUUCACAGGUUAC
Molecule: messenger RNA, 683 nt
Organism: Cinclus cinclus
Lineage: Eukaryota; Metazoa; Chordata; Aves; Passeriformes; Cinclidae
Product: cytochrome c oxidase subunit 7C, mitochondrial
Exons: 3
Coding region: 93-284 (63 amino acids)
Biological process (GO): mitochondrial electron transport, cytochrome c to oxygen
Source: RefSeq, a predicted model, not a curated record